AGCGCGGUAUACCGGAAGUGAACGUCACUGACACAGGAAUGGACUAAAAAAAAACAGUAUCACGAGGAGAAUGUCAAAAAAUUUCCCGAGGAAAUAACAAUUUCUUCUGAAGAGGAUGAUUUGUAGUAUCCAAGGCGACACCAAGGCAUUGGAGAGGGCAACGCGUAGCUAAAUGGAGUCGGAGCAGCUCUUCGGCAGCAGCACCCCCUACAGGAACAGCUACAACAGCAUCACCAGCGCCAGCAGCGACGAGGAGCUGCUGGAUGGCGCCGGGGUGGUCAUGGACUUCCACACCACCGAGGACGACAACCUGUUAGACGGGGACGCCUCCCCAGGUAGGACACCUGGCUGGAGCGGGCGCAGCUGCGGGGCUAACUACGUCAUGUCGAACGGGGGCAACGCAGCCAGCAGCUCCACCCACCUCCUGGACCUGCUGGACGAGCCCAUCCCGGGUGUGGGCACCUAUGACGACUUCCACACCAUCGACUGGGUCCGUGAGAAAUGCAAGGACCGGGAGCGCCACCGCAAGAUCAACAGCAAGAAGAAGGAGUCGGCCUGGGAGUUCACCAAGAGCCUGUACGAUGCCUGGUCCGGCUGGCUGGUGGUUACGCUCACAGGGCUGGCCUCAGGUGCCCUGGCAGGUCUCAUUGACAUCGCGGCCGAUUGGAUGAACGAUCUGAAAGAGGGCGUGUGCCUCAGCGCCAUGUGGUUCAACCAUGAGCAGUGCUGCUGGGGGUCCAACGAGACCACCUUCGCCGAGCGGGACAAGUGUCCGCAGUGGAAGACCUGGGCGGAGCUGAUUUUGGGGCAGGCCGAGGGUCCCGGGUCCUACAUAAUGAACUACUUCAUGUACACGUACUGGGCCCUGUCCUUCGCCUUCCUGGCCGUGUGUCUGGUCAAGGUGUUCGCGCCCUACGCCUGCGGCUCCGGAAUUCCUGAGAUCAAGACCAUCCUGAGCGGGUUCAUCAUCCGGGGUUACCUGGGCAAGUGGACCCUGAUGAUAAAGACCAUCACCCUGGUGCUGGCGGUGGCGUCCGGGCUGAGCCUGGGGAAGGAGGGGCCGCUGGUGCACGUGGCCUGCUGCUGCGGCAACAUCUUCUCCUACCUCUUCCCCAAGUACAGCAAGAACGAGGCCAAGAAGAGAGAGGUGCUGUCUGCGGCAUCGGCGGCUGGCGUGUCUGUGGCCUUCGGUGCUCCUAUAGGAGGGGUACUCUUCAGUUUGGAGGAGGUCAGCUACUACUUUCCCCUGAAGACCCUGUGGCGGUCCUUCUUCGCCGCCCUGGUGGCCGCCUUCGUGCUGCGCUCCAUCAACCCGUUCGGGAACAGCCGGCUGGUGCUGUUCUACGUGGAGUACCACACGCCCUGGUACCUGUUCGAGCUCUUCCCCUUCAUCCUGCUGGGCGUGUUCGGGGGCCUGUGGGGGGCCUUCUUCAUCCGCGCCAACAUCGCCUGGUGCCGCCGGCGCAAGUCCACGCGCUUCGGCAAGUACCCGGUGCUGGAGGUGAUGGUCGUGGCCGCCAUCACCGCCCUGGUGGCCUUCCCCAACCCCUACACGCGGCAGAACACCAGCGAGCUGAUCAAGGAGUUGUUCACCGACUGCGGCCCGCUCGAGUCCUCCCAGCUCUGCCAGUACCGCAGCCAGAUGAACGGCAGCAAGGCCUCCUGGGACGUCCACGACCGGCCCGCCGGGCCCGGGGUCUACUCCGCCAUGUGGCAGCUGUGCCUGGCGCUCAUCUUCAAGAUCAUAAUGACCAUCUUCACCUUCGGGCUCAAGGUCCCGUCGGGCCUCUUCAUCCCCAGCAUGGCGAUUGGGGCGAUCGCGGGGCGCAUCGUGGGCAUCGCCGUGGAGCAGCUGGCCUACCACCACCACGACUGGUUCCUGUUCAAGGAGUGGUGCGAGGUGGGGGCCGACUGCAUCACCCCCGGCCUGUACGCCAUGGUGGGGGCCGCCGCCUGUCUGGGUGGGGUGACCCGGAUGACCGUGUCCCUGGUGGUCAUCGUGUUCGAGCUGACGGGCGGCCUGGAGUACAUCGUGCCGCUGAUGGCGGCGGUGAUGACCAGCAAGUGGGUGGGCGACGCCUUCGGGCGCGAGGGCAUCUACGAGGCGCACAUCCGCCUCAACGGCUACCCCUUCCUGGACGCCAAGGAGGAGUUCACGCACACCACGCUGGCGUCGGAGGUGAUGCGGCCGCGGCAGAGCGACCCGCCGCUGGCCGUGCUGACGCAGGACGACCUGACGGUGGAGGACCUGCAGGCCGUCAUCAACGACACCAGCUACAACGGCUUCCCCGUCAUCGUCUCCAAGGAGUCCCAGCGGCUGGUGGGCUUCGCCCUGCGCAGGGACAUCACCAUCGCUAUCGAGAACGCUCGGCGCAAGCAGGAGGGCAUCAUGCGUAACUCGCGGGUGUACUUUACCCAGCAUGCCCCCACCCUCCCCGCCGACAGUCCCCGCCCCCUCAAACUGCGCAGCAUCCUGGACAUGAGCCCCUUCACCGUCACUGACCACACCCCCAUGGAGAUCGUGGUGGACAUCUUCCGCAAGCUGGGACUGCGCCAGUGCCUGGUCACUCACAACGGGAUUGUGUUGGGAAUCAUCACUAAGAAGAAUAUAUUAGAGCAUCUGGAGGACUUAAAGCAGCACGUGGAGCCCCUGGCGCCUCCUUGGUAUUAUCACAAAAAAAGAUAUCCUUCGUCAUAUGGCCCAAAUGGCAAACCUCGAUCCCGAGUCCAUAAUGUUCAACUGAUCACCGCCUUCCGGGAUGGCGACGAGGAGAGCGAGGAGGAGGUCCACUUGCUGAACGGAGACGCUCUCUGACCCGGGCUCCGCCCCCCGACACUGAAACGGACACACCUGUAGAAGCCCCUUAGACCAGGGAGAGUCGCUGCACCUCCGACGUCGGUCGCCGAAGUGAGGGGAUGGACAAAUUGAGGAGUGCGCAUCCGCCCCCUUCCCCCACCCCCCGCCACCACCAACCACCUACCACCACCACCGCACUCUCCUCCACCACCCUUGACCAUGGACUGAGUGGACUGAACUGCAGGAUUGCUUGCCAGGAACAACAGUGUAGUGGGGUGUAAGGUUGAACUGCUCAGAGGGUCUGGGCCAUCUUUGUUAAAAGACUGGAGGGUGCUGAGCCCUUCCUCUCCAAGCCACCCUCCCCCCACCCCCCACCCCAAAACAAAAAACAGCAUUGUUUACCUACGAGUCACAUCUCACAAAGCAUUGACAUUCCAUUCCAAGUCACCAUAGUAACCCUGGGACACUUACCCCUCCCCUGUUCCCAUCAGUCAAAGCUGCCCGUUCUCACGUUGAGAUACUCUUCUUACAAUACAUGGAGAAUACAAAGGAAGAGCGCUUUGAAAUGUGUGUGUGCGUGUGCACGUGUAUGUGUGUGCACGUGAGAGUGUGUAAAUACACAAGUAUUUACACCUUAUUUGUUGUAAUUAGAUGAAGGAACAAAAAAAAGAAAAACUAAUUCUAGUAAAAUGUUUUUUAAAAAACCAUCGAAUGUUGUACAGGAGUUGGUCUGGUACCGUGCGUGCGUGGGGUGGGUGGGGGUGUGGUAGAGCCCUUGUUGUGAGCCAGGUGGUUGUGAUUGGACAGGCAAGCGUGACGGUCAGUGACCGUGUGAUCACUGCGGUAAGGACGGGUCCCACUCCGGCAGUGAAGGUGUGGAUCUGGUGGAUGUGUGCAAGUCAUGGUUCAGUUCUUCUGAGUACUCUUACUGAGUCUCUCUCUUUUCUUUUUCAGCUACUUCUGUUGCUUCUACUACAUUUAGAGGUAUUGGUGUGCGUGCGUGUGUAAAUGUGUGUAUGUGUAUAUGUAUGUAUAUAUAUAUACACGCAUAUACAUACAUUAUGUAAUCAAAUGAGUACCUGUUCUUACUGCAUACUUAAAAAACGGAAAAUACUGGAAUAUUGCACUCCCCCCAAUAUGGAGGUUUGUGAAAUCGAGUAAUGUGCAGGAGGAUGUAUGAGGAUAAAGUGAUGAUGAGGUAGAGGAGAUGGAUGGAUGGAUGAAUGGAUGGAGGGAUGGCGGGAGGGAGGAUGAUGCUGCUUCACAGGGAAUACUGGAAAACCUUAUUUUUGUAGUUCUCUUUUUUUUCUUUCUUUCCUGAAGUUCUUUCAGAGAUCGUGAGAACAGUGUCUGUGAUUGUGCUUGUCCCAGCUGAGGCUUUUGAUUUUUUGGAGCCGCACCCCCACGCCCCCCCACCCCCACCCCCCAUACCCAUUUAUCCCGCUGCUCAAACCAUGACAGUGAACUUCCUAAGUUGCUGCUUCUCCCACAACUUUAGAAAUGACAUUUGUAAAGGGCAUAACUAACUUGAUGCACCACACCCCCUUCCCCCAGCCACUACAUUUCUGAAAGAAAUAAAGGAAAGUUACAGAUGAAUACAAUCCACAGCUGUUGUCCAAAUGCCAGUGAAGUGGGUUCAGAUAAUAUUGGCAGUGUAACUGAGCAUUCUGAGACAGUUAAGGGCUCCACUGGAUACCUUAUGCUCAGAUGGUGUACAGACCGCCAUGGUUAAAUCUGCAGUUGGCUUGUAUCCUGCCUCCUGGCCUUCCAUGGUUGGCAGUAUUUCUCACCUACUUGUGCAAGCCAACCUGAGUCUUUUUUCCUCCCUUACUUUUGUUUCCAUGGCAACCUUAGCAUAGCACCUUACCUGCUAAUGAAAGCUAGCGUGUGCGUGGUGGGGAAAAUCGGUGUUGUUCUGCGUUCUUUCUUUAACAGUGACUGUGUUCUGCUGUCGGUUAAUGAAGAAUGCAUCGUCUUUGUUAACCUGUGGUGUUGCCUAACACUAAUUAAUACUGAUCUUGAUGUUUUUCCUUUUUUAUUUAUAUUAGUGUUAGAACUGUACAUUAUGAAGAAUUUUACGUAUGAUUAUAUUGAUGGUUUGACUGUACAUUUAAAACAAAUGAUGUAAAAUUAAAAUUUUGUUUUAAAUUAAA
Anguilla rostrata (American eel) is the source of this 4950-nucleotide messenger RNA. It is a transcript of the gene clcn3, whose product is annotated as chloride channel 3. Lineage: Eukaryota; Metazoa; Chordata; Actinopteri; Anguilliformes; Anguillidae. Gene Ontology annotation, biological process: chloride transport; transmembrane transport. The transcript is spliced from 14 exons. Bases 173 to 2815 code for a protein of 880 amino acids. Gene Ontology annotation, molecular function: voltage-gated chloride channel activity. Gene Ontology annotation, cellular component: plasma membrane; synaptic vesicle; Golgi apparatus. The record is from RefSeq and is a predicted model, not a curated record.